UCUCCCAGCUGGCAGGUUUAAAACACAGCGUGCACACAUAGAAACAAGCUGCAGAUACCACUGGAAGUCUGUAGACUUAGAGAAGGCGGGAAGCAUGGAAAGCCUCUGUGCAGCAAACAGCACUUUUGCCGUGGACCUGUUAAGAAAGCUGUGUGAGAAGAAAAGGGGGCAGAAUGUGUUCUUUUCACCAUUUAGUAUUUCUUCUGCUUUGUCUAUGGUUUUGCUGGGUUCCAGAGGUAGCACUGAAGCCCAAAUAAGCAAGGUGCUUUCUCUGAACAAUGCCCGGGAUGCUCACAAUGGGUAUCAAUCCCUUCUCUCUGAAAUUAAUGAUCCAAACACCAAAUACAUCCUGAGAACUGCGAACCGGCUCUAUGGAGAAAAGACCUUUGAGUUUCUUCCAUCGUUUAUAGAGUCCAGUCAGAAGUCCUACCAUGCUGGCCUGGAACAGAUGGACUUUCUGCAUGCUUGGGAGGAUUCCAGGAAACAAAUCAAUGGCUGGGUAGAGGAAAGGACUGAAGGUAAAAUUCAGAACCUGUUGGCAGAGGGGAUUCUCGAUUCCUUGACCAGGCUUGUGUUGGUGAAUGCCAUCUAUUUCAAAGGCAAUUGGGAAGAGCAGUUCAACAAACAGAGUACCACAGAAAGGCCAUUCCAAAUUAAUAAGAAUGAGACCAAACCUGUUCAGAUGAUGUUCAAGGAGGCAAAUUUUAACAUGACCUACAUUGGGGAUUUCCAGACCAAAAUCCUUGAGCUCCCAUAUAUAGGUAAUGAACUGAGCAUGAUCAUCCUGCUCCCUGAUGCAAUCCAGGAUGGAUCCACAGGCUUGGAAAGACUGGAAAGAGAACUUACAUAUGAGAAGCUAAUAGAUUGGAUCAAUCCUGAAAUGAUGGACUCUACCAAAGUGAGGGUGUCUUUACCCAGAUUUAAACUGGAAGAAGAUUAUGAUCUGAAACCGCUUCUGAGCAGCAUGGGAAUGCCUGAUGCAUUUGAUUUGGGAAAGGCAGACUUCUCAGGAAUCUCAUCUGGCAACCAGCUGGUGCUCUCUGAAGUGGUUCACAAAUCCUUUGUGGAAGUCAAUGAAGAAGGCACUGAAGCAGCUGCUGCCACAGCUGCAGUGAUGAUGAUGCGCUGUGCAAUGAUAGUUCCAGAAUUCACUGCUGAUCAUCCCUUCCUCUUCUUCAUCCGGCACAACAAAACUUCCAGCAUUUUGUUCUGUGGCAGAUUUUGCUGUCCCUAAGGAGGAGAUGUCUUGGCUGCAUAUGUGCCAUCACAAAAUAAAUUUACAUUUCCCUAGAACAAGGUGAUUUCUUCUGUACUAAUUGUCUCUUUCAGCUGUAUCUGCACCCUCUUCCGUGACCUUGGGCUUGGCAGGAAUAUCAGAGCUGCUUAGACAAACAGAGCACCUGCCAUGUUCAACCCCUCCUGUGCCUGUGUGCAGGGGUCUCCAGGUUCUUGCUGACACAAGAGCCAUCCCAUUUGCUCUGCGAGUGCUUCUUCUGUGCUUGACUUGACUUUUGGUGUCCACCAGGUAGAGUCAGGCAGGGAGAGUCCAUGGGAGUGAAGUUGUUACUUUUGCUUGUGACAAGGCUGGAGCACAUUUGUAGCUGCUUUCCCCUUUUAUCUUCCAGACACAUCAAUUUAGUGCCUUGAUACCUUGCCUGGAGCAAUGUAUCAUUGCCUGGAGCAAUGCCUGAAAUGAGUUUUUGGCAGCCUGUUCCAGGUAUUACUGAACAUCCUGCAUAGAUGUGGGUUUUUGGCUAACAACUGAACCAGCACUUAGGCAAGAAUGGGAAUGAAAGUCUGCUUUUGUACCAGAUGUCCCUGUGAGGUAUUUCUGGGAUGAGUACCUUUAUUUCAUCACCCCAGGACACCUAGGUUUAUUCCUGGUCACCUGCUUCUGGUCCUUUAAUAAAGAAUGUAACAGAAGGACACAUGAUACCUAUGCAAUAUUUGAAUGACAAAGUCUUAAUUUCAUUUUUUUUCUCUUGCUACUGUUAUAUGUUUAUCCUAUUAAUAUUUUCUUAGACACCACAGUUUACCAGUAGAAUACCAAACUCAGAGGUGCAACAGCUCUCCUUGUAUUAGGAUGCGUUUUGUGGGUCCUGUUCCUGUAAUAAUAAAAGAAGUGUAAGCACUG
Molecule: messenger RNA, 2134 nt
Organism: Vidua chalybeata
Lineage: Eukaryota; Metazoa; Chordata; Aves; Passeriformes; Viduidae
Product: serpin B6-like
Exons: 7
Coding region: 95-1234 (379 amino acids)
Biological process (GO): negative regulation of endopeptidase activity
Cellular component (GO): cytoplasm
Molecular function (GO): serine-type endopeptidase inhibitor activity
Source: RefSeq, a predicted model, not a curated record